This is a messenger RNA of Striga asiatica, 2190 nucleotides long. The record is from the annotation of a GenBank genome assembly. NCBI's taxonomy places the organism in Eukaryota, Viridiplantae, Streptophyta, Magnoliopsida, Lamiales, Orobanchaceae.
AAAAAAAAGUAGGGUAGUUAUUUAAAUAAAAUGGCGCAAAAGCCAAGUGAUUAUACAUACAAUAAGCAGCACAGCUUUCGAGAGCCGGAGCCGGAGAACGACCAUGAUCCCGACUUUGUGGGCGACUGGGCUUGCGACACCUGCACCCUCCCGAUUUUCUCGACCCCGGGAAACAGAUCUAUGCACGACGAGUGCGCGAAUCUCCCUGCCACGCUGGCCCCGUUGUUACAUCCCGGGAGGUCCCUCGUCCUCAACCGAAACAAUUAUUGGAUGGAUACUCGCAAAAAGUGCAACAGGUGCGGGUGGACGUGUGAGGGUGCCUUGUACGAGUGCCAGGGCGUCAACGGCUGUGGGUUCACGCUGGACCCGGUGUGCGCCGUCUCGGUCAAGGUGAUGCACAGGAGCCACGAGCACAAGUUGACUGCCGUGAGAGGUUCCUUCUCCUCCAACUGGUGCAGUGCGUGCGGGUCCCAGCACGGCGGCCGCGCGGUGGGGUUGUUGGACCAGUUCUAUGUGUGCGUCGACUGCGACUUUUGGCUUCAUCCCGACUGUGCCAAGCUGCCCAAUGCCGUCAGCGGCGGGGCGCUUCACGGGCAUCCCCUUCUGUUAUUUUAUGUAAAGGGAUGGUCCGAACGGGAUAAGUUUCAAUGCAGCAUUUGCAGCGGCGUUAAGAAGGAGGAGGAAGAAGAGAAGAAGGUGGAUUUCAAAGGUUUUGGGUUUUAUACUUGUUUCCGUUGUGAUUACUAUGCUCAUGUCAAGUGCUUCAAGGCUAAGAGUCCCAAUGGACUCAUGAGAGUGCUUGUCUAUUAUGAAGGGGUCAUUCCCGACUCGAUUCGCCUGCCAAUAAUGAAAGAUGACUGCGUGAGCGUGACGCCACUUUUAGUGAAGGCCCUCGACAUUAAAAAUGUCGAUCGUGUUGCUAGUACAAGUAUCGACAGUGAUAGGGGCGGGCUUACUACCGAUCUUGCUACUUAUGAUCAUAAGAGAGUAUUAGACAAGCAUGUUUUGAUCCUUCAUGAUGAUUACCAAAGUGGUGUCGAGCGUGUAUGCAACGCUUGUGUUCAACCCAUUUCUCCAUCCGAUUCAUUUUAUAGUUGUGUUGAUCAUAAUGAAACCUCAUCAAGAAAUGAUGGUCCAUGCAAAGAUUACUUCCUCCACAGUUGUUGCGCGUAUCUUCCUGCCAUACUUAACUUCCCUCGAAAGAGACAAAAAACACUCACUCUCUUAACUUGCAAGGCAGGCGGCGAAAAGACUCCCUUCAAUUUGUUCAAAUGUGACGGUUGCAACUACACGUGUAACGGAUUCGCCUACUUAUCACAGGCGGACGACGACACUUCUCUUGUUCUGGACAUCGUGUGCGCCCUCAUGCCCACCUCAAUCAUGCACCGGUCCCACGGUGAGUACCAUAUCCUCCAAUCGAAAACUUACAACCAACAACCGUGUAGCUACUGUGGCUUGGAAUUAAAACCCGACACUAGCUACGUAUGCAACAACUGCCGCAAUUUUGGGAUACAUCCAGCUUGCGCCCUAAUUCCGAACCAAGUACGCUACCGUAAAUUCGACCCCCACCCUCUUUACCAUUGGUGUUUUCUCGAAAAGGAACAAUCAAUACUUUGCGAGGUCUGUGAAAAUAGCAUACAAAGUGGGGAGUGGCACUACCGUUGCCACAAAUGUCAACAGUCAUUGCACUUUAAUUGCAUCCCAUCUGUCGAUCGACUCUCCAAAAUCAAGUUUGGGUUUACUGUCCGUGUACAAGGCCAUCCAUGCCCCGUCGCUUGUGUACGCGCGCUUUCAGUGUAUUGCUACAUGUGUGGCCAUUGUGGGAAGACCAUAAAGGAACACAACGACGACAUUGCUUUCGAGUGCCCCAAGUGUUAUUUUCGGAUCCACAAAGACUGUUGUGCAAAAACACUCUUGUCAGAUAAGGUUGAGUGGGAAGGGGAAGAAUAAGCGGUCUCCUUAUGUUGUGUGUUGCUGUAAUAAUUGGAGUUGUCUAAUAAUAGCUAAACUUGCAUUAUUUGUCAAUGUCGUGUGGUCUUCUUCUCAAGAAAGCAGAUGAGAGAAACAUAUCUAUGCUUUGUAUAUUAUUUGCAGACAACUAUAAGAUGACAUUUGGUUUCUAUUAAUGUUUCAAGAAAUUUAUGGCGGCUUUUGUUGUAAUAAGUGUUACAUGUAAAAAGAGAAAAUAUA